AUGGCGUUUUUUAGGUCGCUACGAAGUGCGAAAGACACAAAGAAAUUGGAUACAAAAGAUGCAGCCAGGCAAGAUGUUAAUGUUGAGGUGAAGCAUGUGGAAGCUGAUAACGCCAUGGUUGAGAACCCUAACAUAGACUUUGAUCUCCUAGAUGAAGAGGUAUUUUUGGCUUCGCAUGUCGAAUCCUCGGCUGUGGACAAUAUUUAUGCACGCAAAGUCUACAUCAUGAACCGCAUUAUGAACGAGUAUAUUGGUAUGACCUGGUGGCAGUACGGUCUGCUCUUGGUCGCUGGUGUCGGCUGGUUCCUGGACAAUGCUUGGCUUCAGUUGGUCGCUGUAAUUCUUAGCCCAGCGCAGAAAGAAUUUUUUGCCUUUGAGACCGAUCCGGUAACACAACACAACCCAGCUUUCAUGACCUUGUCGCUCUAUGCGGGUUUAAUUGUAGGCGCUGCUUUCUGGGGUUACGCCGCUGAUAUUGUGGGACGUCGUUUCUCAUUCAACGCAACGCUGUUGAUCGCUGGUGUUUUUGGUGCAGCAGCUGGCGGUGCACAGAGCUUUACAGCUUUGGGCGGUCUGCUCGCAGCAUGUGGUUUUGGAAUUGGUGGUAGUCUUCCAGUGGAUGGAAUGCUCUUUCUCGAAUUCCUACCAGGUGUGCGCCAACAAAUGCUCACCUUGUUGUCCGUUUUCUGGCCAUUGGGUCAACUUGCCACUUCUUUGAUUGGAUGGGGAUUGAUUCCAAAGUUCAGCUGCCAUGUCAGUGACCCUGCAAAGAAUUGCACAGAUACAAACAGUAUGGGCUUCCUUACACACAAUGUGGGAUGGCGCUACGUACUCUUUGUUACAGGUUCUUAUACGCUUUUCUGCUUUUUCAUUCGAUUUGUGGUGUUCCGUAUCCCUGAGAGCCCCAAGUUCCUUCUCUCGAAAGGACGCGAUGGUGAUGCCGUUCGAGCUAUGCAUCAGUUUGCCAAGAUGUGCGGUAAGCCUUUGCCGGAGGGUAUGUUAACCAUCGCCAAACUUCGUGCUGCAGCGGGCCAGCAAGUCGAUAUGGACUUUGAAGAGGACUCAUAUGUGCCACCACGCACGAUAAAGGAGAAGAUUCUUGUCAAGAUGAACAAUUUCAAGCAGAACUUCAAGAGUAGCGGAAGUGAUACGUCACUCACCCACCUCAAGCCUCUUUUCCAUACAUUUGCUAUGGGAUACACAACAGCUAUCAUUUGGCUUCUCUGGGCUCUUAUUGGUUUGGCUUACCCUCUUUUUAAUGCAUUCAUUGUGCUGUAUUUGGGCGGCGGAGGUACUUUAUCUGAAGACAAAGUCUACCGUAACUACGUUAUUGUAUCAGUGUGUGGUAUCCCUGGCAGUCUCUUGGCAACCUGGAUGGUGGACCUGCCGCGUAGUGGUCGUCGUGGUGCAAUGGCUAUUGGCACCCUCCUCACCGGUAUUUUCCUGUUUGGUUUUACGGGUGUGGAUGGAGAAAACACCGAUGGCCAGCUUGCCUUCAGCUGUGUCACGUCAUUCACUCAAAACAUCAUGUAUGGCGUCCUUUAUUGCUACACGCCAGAGACGUUCCCCGCUCCAUUGCGUGGAGCUGCUGACGGUGUGGCUUCCAGUCUUAACCGCAUUUUUGGUCUCUUUGCAUCCAUCAUUAAAAUUUAUGCGCCUAGUCACACGCAGACUCAAAGAGCUAUUCCCAUUUAUGUGGGAGCGGCCCUAUUCAUUCUUUCCGGUCUUCUCAUGCUUACGUUGCGCGUCGAGACGGCCGCACGAACGUCCUUGUAA
Messenger RNA from Malassezia pachydermatis, 1776 nucleotides. RefSeq names its product sugar transporter. Lineage: Eukaryota; Fungi; Basidiomycota; Malasseziomycetes; Malasseziales; Malasseziaceae. The transcript has a single exon. Bases 1 to 1776 code for a protein of 591 amino acids. Gene Ontology annotation, molecular function: transmembrane transporter activity. Gene Ontology annotation, biological process: transmembrane transport. The record is from RefSeq and is a predicted model, not a curated record.